Molecule: messenger RNA, 922 nt
Organism: Xiphophorus maculatus (southern platyfish)
Lineage: Eukaryota; Metazoa; Chordata; Actinopteri; Cyprinodontiformes; Poeciliidae
Gene: ptrh2
Product: peptidyl-tRNA hydrolase 2
Exons: 2
Coding region: 88-597 (169 amino acids)
Biological process (GO): negative regulation of anoikis; positive regulation of anoikis
Cellular component (GO): mitochondrion; cytosol
Molecular function (GO): peptidyl-tRNA hydrolase activity
Source: RefSeq, a predicted model, not a curated record
CUGCCGCUAAACUCCAGAAGAAGAAGAAUCCGCGCGAUGAAACUCCUUCCAUGCUUUCAGUGCCGCUCAUAGAGUCGCAGGCUGAACAUGGAUGCGCUCUACGGUCCCCUGGGCGUUGCCGCCGGUCUGGGCUGUGGACUCUUCCUCGGCUGGCACCUGCGGACCCGCCUCGGCCCCGCGUCCAAGAGCCUCAUGAAAUCGGCGGGGAACGGCUCUGGGGAGGCCAGCGUGAUGGGAGAAGGCGGGGAGUUCAAGAUGGUGCUGGUGGUCCGGAAUGACCUGAAGAUGGGCAAAGGGAAGGUGGCGGCCCAGUGCUCCCACGCCGCAGUAAGCGCUUACAAGCAGGUUCAACGCAGGAGCCCCGAGUUGCUCAGGCAGUGGGAGUACUGCGGCCAGCCGAAGGUGGUGGUGAAGGCGCCGGACGAGGACACCCUGAUAAACUUGCUGGGCCGAGCCAGGGAGGUGGGACUCACCGUCAGCCUCAUCCAGGAUGCAGGAAGGACUCAAAUCGCACCCGGCUCUCGCACCGUGCUGGGGAUCGGUCCUGGUCCGGCCGAGCUGGUGGACAGCGUCACCGGAGACUUGAAGCUCUACUAAAAUGUUGUCAUUCUGAACGUAGACUGUGAAGUCAGUACUGGAAUUACAUGUCGUUUCCACAACAGGACGUGAUUGCAGAUGUUUGUUAAAUAAACUAAUGGGCUCAACAUACAGUCAUUUGUCUUGCCAAAGUUGCACCGAUCCAGUUCUGAUACCAAUGCAGACAUGAGGUGCUUUGGUAUCUUCUGAGUGCUGAAUUGGCUUAGUGUUUUUUUUUUGUUUGUUUUUUAGCACAAACUGUUUUUAAUAUAGAAACAAACACUGGUCUCAAGUUUUUCAGGAACUAAUUACAAAAAAAUUCACUAAUAAAUGUACCAGAAAUCUU